CGAUCCCUCGAUCAGACGGACAGUCGGAGGCGGACACCAUUCGCGGCAAGCAAAUUAAAUAAGUGCAUCUCGUCAAGGAUGGGGAAAGAAAAGGAACACAGAAGACAUGCCCACCACCCCACCGCCACAGGAGAACAAGACAAGGAACCCCAAGGCCAGGCUUCAUCAAUAAAAGAGACCUGGCACCCUUCGGCCGAGAGCAGACCUGACGACCCAACCCAGUCAGAGAAGCGGGUGAUUGCCCGGCAGGCCUCCCACGUUUCCAGAAGCGAGAAGCACAAAGACAUCCAAGAUCUGGAGCGGCGCAUGGCCCAGGCUGCCUUGGAAGAGACGCCCGGUGCAGACAAUGGAGAGGGCCUGGAGAAGCCCGAAGACUUUGUUGGAGAGCUGGCAGAGAAGGAGAUGAAGCAUGCCAAGAAAAUUCCCUACUACCUGGCCGAAGACGACGCCAAUAAGCAGGCCGAGGCGGCGCGGGAGAGGGUGGACGAAGCAGAGGCGUGUAUGACAGAGAUCCAGGCUCACAUCAAGGAUCGCAGCGGUGGACUGCAUGAGCGCAUGGGCCAGCUGGCGGCCGAGGAGCGGCGGCUGCUGGGGGCAGCUGCCGCGGCGCUGGAAGCCACCGAGAAGGAGCUGGCAGCUGCCAAGCAGCAGCGCAUGCACAUGGAGGAGGAACGCGACACCGCCAACGACAGGGAGUCUGCCUACGUGUAUGAGACUGAGCAGAUCGCCAAGCAGGUUGACAACGAGUACGAGUCUGCGCUGCGCGCACAGGAGCUGAAGGUGGUCGAGCGGCUGUCGGAGGAGCAUUCCAAGAAGAAGCAGCCGAGCAGGCAGGAGGUGGAGCGCGAGAUCAGGCAGGAGCACGACAUGCUGACUGGAGAGAAGGACGCCCUGGAGGCCGCGCGCAAGCAGGUCGAACGCGCCAAGAUGGAGCAGGUGUACCUGGCGGAGGAGCUGACGCGGAAGCUGGACCGGGCAGACUACGCUAUCAAGGAAGCCGAGCAGAAGCUGGAGCGCAUGCGCGCCGAGUUUGAGCGCCAGCUGGCGGCCGUGCGUUCCGAGGCGGCCGCCGCGCGCCGAGACCUGGAACGCCUCAGGAAGGACGCCGAGCGACAGGAGAAAAGCGCGCACGCCAACCUGUCAUCCUCCAAGAGCCAUUCUGACCGCCGCCAGGCCAAGCCCAAAGGAGGCCAGGCAAAGGGGGCCGGCAGCAAGUCAGGUGGUGGCGCAGGAAGCCCCGCAGGGGGCGCGUACCGCACAGGCAAGAAAGCCGAGGGAGGCAGCAAGGGUGAGCAAGCAAAGCAGGACAAGCCCCAGAUCGACGAGGACGAGCUGAAGUUCCAGGAGGCGGUGCAUUUCUCAGAGCCCACUGCCGACCCGGUCGUGACUGGGCUGGACAUCCUGGACGAAGAUGACCGGACCCCCGGCCUUGACCCAGACAAGAUGGGCGGCCAGACAGCGGGUGCCAAGUCCAUGGAAGCUUCUGUGAGGGCCAAGGAAGCCCAGGAGCAGAUGGCUCAGGAGGCUGAGGAGGCUUACAAGCUGCGCGAGCGCACCAAGCCCACUGCCAAAGGCCACGGCAAGCACUUUGCGACAAGCACAGAACUGGAUCCUGGCCAGGUGAAGAAGGCCGCCAAGCAGACAGCAGCGGAAAGCCUCGAGGCUGCCAAGGAGAAGGCCCAGAAGGCCAAGGAAGUUGCCCAAGACCCCGAGCGCGCCAAGCAAGCUGCGCAUGAGACCGCGCGCCAGACUGCCCAGAAGACCAAGGAGGCCAAGGAGACGGUCAAGGCGAAGGCUCAGGAGACAGCACCAGGUUUGACCCUUGCAUCCACCAACGCACCAUGUGUGACCAGCAAGGCGAGGGAGGUCGCGCACAAGGCAAAUGAGGCGGUCGAGGUGUCUGCACAGACCGUGGAGGACUCGCUGCGCGGAGCCGCCGGUGCCGCCAAAAGCGCUGUUGACAGCAUCCUGGGCAGGCGCCCCGAGGAGUGA
This is a messenger RNA of Coccomyxa subellipsoidea C-169, 1992 nucleotides long. RefSeq lists its product as hypothetical. Bases 79 to 1992 code for a protein of 637 amino acids. Lineage: Eukaryota; Viridiplantae; Chlorophyta; Trebouxiophyceae; Coccomyxaceae. The record is from RefSeq and is a predicted model, not a curated record. The transcript is spliced from 12 exons.